This is a messenger RNA of Oppia nitens, 3316 nucleotides long. RefSeq names its product circadian locomoter output cycles protein kaput-like. Gene Ontology annotation, molecular function: protein dimerization activity; RNA polymerase II cis-regulatory region sequence-specific DNA binding; DNA-binding transcription factor activity, RNA polymerase II-specific. Gene Ontology annotation, cellular component: transcription regulator complex; nucleus; aryl hydrocarbon receptor complex. The record is from RefSeq and is a predicted model, not a curated record. Bases 160 to 2721 code for a protein of 853 amino acids. The transcript is spliced from 10 exons. Lineage: Eukaryota; Metazoa; Arthropoda; Arachnida; Sarcoptiformes; Oppiidae. Gene Ontology annotation, biological process: regulation of transcription by RNA polymerase II.
UUAAUACUUAUUUUACGGUCAAUUGAUUUGUUAAUACUGUUGUUGUUGUUGUUGUUGUUGUCCCGUAAAUCAAGUCUGUCAGCCGAUUGUCUCUUGAAUUGGACAAACAUUUUUAGUCCUUAAAGAUUGUUUCAAUAAUUUUGUUGACAGUCAAAGAAGAUGAUGACAUUUGCUGCCAAUCAUAACGAUAACAGUGACCUAAGCGGUGUUGUCGGCGGUGAGCGACACAUGGAUCAGAUGAAAGACUGUACACAAAACAGAGACAUUAGAAAUAUGCGAAAUUUGGCCGAAAAACAGAGGAGAGACAAACUCAACGGUUAUAUCAACGAUUUGGCUAAUACUGUGCCGUUGGUCACCGUCUCAUCCAAACGGCUCGACAAGACUUCAGUGCUCAGACUAUCGGCCGCUUAUCUUAGACUAAAUAAAACGGCGUUGACUCUCCGUAAAAGUAAGGCCAAGAAAUCGUCGUCGACCGGACAGUUGUGGCGACCGCCGAAAUUUCAAUUCAAUCAUUUACGGGCAUUGAUUGAUUCUGUCGAGGGAUUUAUUGUGGUGACCACUGGCUACGGAAAAAUUAUUUAUGUCUCGCAUUCCGUCGAAAACUUUUUGGGUCAUCAAAAUAUUGAAAUGAUUGGCCAUUCCUUGACAUCAUUCCUUCACCCGAAUGACAUAGAGUUAGUUCAAACACAGAUACAGUCAGCACACGAACAAGUCUCUAAUGGAUCUCAAACGUCUGACAAAAUAACAUUUCAAUGUCGUCUUCGUGAGAAAAAUCAGCCCCGAAGUGAAGUUAUGACAUACCAAAUGGUUCAGGUGUCCGGUCAUAUCACCAAUACUAAGGAUGAUGAAGAUCCUGAUGACGACAAACCAGAAAAUAAGAUAUUGUUUAAAGGAUUCGUUCAAAUCAUUCCAACCAAUCCAAUGGCAGAACUGUCUCUAAUGGACGCAGAUUUGGAUGAAUAUGUUUCAAGACAUUCACUCGACGGCACUUUGCUUUUUGCUGAUCAUAGGAUCUCAAAUAUUAUUGGUUUUCUACCAUCUGAAGUGAUGGGUAAUUCAGCUUAUGAUUACAUUUUACCGGAUGACCAUUCAAUUGCACUGUUUGCCCAUAAGCUCAUGAUGUCUAAUAGUAAUGGCACCGGUACUAUUGUGCACCGGUUGCGAACGGCCAGUGAUUCAUUUGUAUUUCUUCAGUCAUCAGGUUGUCUUCAAUAUGAUAAAGACGGACAAAUCAAUCACUGGGUGUGCGUUAGUCGACUUCUAAUUGAGGAUGAGGGCGACAAAGAAAGGGAUAAAUUUGUAAAACGAUUCACUCCUCACAUCUUUAACAUAUCGCCGACAGCCCUCUACGAGUCACUUCAGAUAGUAAUUGGUCCGCGAUCGGGAUCGGGAUCCAAUCCCCCCUCUAACGACCGAUUUUCCAAAUCAUCCAAUUCAACCAAAAUAACUGAAUUGUCAUCAAAUGAAUCACCUCCUCCGCCACCUAUACAGCAAUAUAUACAAACACCAUCACCACAAUCAAUGAUUGGUUCUGUGUCACCAUUAGCCUCAGGAAUAGCAACGAGUCAAUUGUGUGCGCCUACUAUUUCAGGUGAACACUCUCCUCAAAUAGAAACUACAAACACGAUUCAGCCGUCCUUUUGUGGUGGCCUAGUAUCUAAUUUUGCCGGUGCUAAAGUGCAAUCAAUAUCUACAGUACAAUCACCUGUAGUACAGAUCCAGACGCUACCUCUUAUUCCGAUAACACCGACACAAAUAGUAACGCAACAAACUAACGAAUCUUUCAACCGUUUAGAUAAUAAUGUAACUGUUGGCCAAAAUAACUGUUUUUCUAAUAAUAUAAUCAAUUUGAUUGCUCCGUCACCCGUUUCUUUCACAUACCUUGAGACCAAUCAUACUGUACAUACAAAUAUACAAAACAAUAUUACAGUCUCCGAAAUGAGUAAAUUAAGUGCUAAUAACAACAUUUCCGGAUCUGUAGGAAAUGUUAACAUUACCUCAAAACCAUCAAACGAUUUAUCACAUCUAUUAGGGGCCACUGUUCUCACAUUUGACAGCCAACAACGCCCAAUAUUAUCAGUCUAUAGUCCUAUGAUGGCCAACAUUGAACAUCAGAAAAAACAAUCACCAAAUAAACCGCAUCAACAACAAUCACAACAACAAUUACAACAACAAUCACAACAACAAUUACAACAACAAUCACAACAACAAAUACAACAACAGUUACAACAACAACAAAUUCAUUUACAGCCACAAUUUAAUACAAAUCAUGUAAACAUAAAUUUAAAUGUUAACUCUAAUUGUUAUGAAUCAAGUAAUAGUGCGACAAUUAGUCCAACACUGGACACGAGUUUCUAUUCACCAAACGGUAAUCCAUAUGAAGAGCCGCCAACAACUACUGCCACUGAACGCCAGAUCCUCAAUGGCUUUAAUUAUGAAGAAUUAUCUAAUCAUUCAACUAAUUCAUUGUUUAGCUUUUCAUUUCCCAGUAAUGACUCUCAAUGCGAUUUUAGUAUAAUAGAGGAUCAGACGUUUGAAGAGAGAUUAUUGGACGAUCCGUUCCUAUCAUCAGUGGAUGGAAAUGGAGACAAAAGAAUUGGAUUUACAGCAAAUGAGAUGGAAUUGGAUCCGACAGUUGAAAUUGAAACACCAAUUGUUAACAUUCACAAUACAAAAACAAAUCAUUCAAUUGUCUUCUCUUCAAAAACAAACACAAAUUAACUCCAGUUAUCUGUUUGAUAAUAGGACUGACAUUGCGUUUAAAAUUAAGUCAUUAAAGAAAAAAUUGUGUAAUCAAUAUCAAGAACUGGAGUAUUUGAGAGCAGCCCUCAAACUCAACGCAUCUUCACUUUCAUCUAAAUAUAAUACAAAUUCUUUGGCCAUUCAGACAACAAAUACUGUUCAUCACAAUAAUCGAUAUCUUAGCGAUAUUUCCGACAAUGCGACUAACGUAACAAAUUUGUCAAAAUUGGAUCAGUCAUUAAUGACCACUUUGUCUGUGUCGACCACACGACCCGUUGUCCACAACGAAGAGUCAUCUCUAAUGAAGAACUCUUCUUCUAGUCUGUCAUCUUAUAAUAAUGAAUGUCUCGUCGAUUUUGCCACUGAUUCAGACAUGUUUUAUGUUGAAUCUUAUAAAUCUAAUAAUUAAUAAAACAUUUCGGCUCUCAUUUCGAUAUUACUCAGGUAUAAGCAAAAAAAAGUGAUUGAAAUUGUUUAGUUAGAUAUUAAUUGUUAGUACCAUAAGAUUUUUGUCUAUUUGUUUAGUUCUUAAUUACCGUAGUUUUAAUUUAGUGUUUUUUGUUAUACUGUAUAU